This is a messenger RNA of Trichomonas vaginalis G3, 234 nucleotides long. Its product is annotated as Sm-like ribonucleoproteins family. The record is from RefSeq and is a predicted model, not a curated record. Lineage: Eukaryota; Parabasalia; Trichomonadida; Trichomonadidae. The coding region runs from base 1 to 234 and encodes 77 amino acids. The transcript has a single exon.
AUGACAAAAGAUGCAACGGUAUUCACAGGGCCGCUUGUUUGUAGCGAUCAGGUAAUGAAUCUUGUAUUAUUCCCUGGAAAAAUGAAAAAUAAAGAUGGAGGGUAUGUCGAAACGCCACAGGAGCAGUACUGUUAUAUUAGAGGUGAAGAUGUAUCAUUUGUUAUUUUAAGCCAAGAAAAUUCUAUCAAUCGCGUAGCUAAUUUUGAUCCAAAAGACCCUGACAAAGAUCUUUAA